ACGGCUCGUUUUUCCUCAGUACGACAGUAGUACAGUACGUUCCCCACUCACUCGUCACCACUGUUUUAGUGUUUAUACAGCAGCUGCCGUAUGCGACCCCCACCACUCCUACCAUUUUCAGAGGUUUUUUACAGAUCUGAUGCUGUUUGAGCGUCCCCAGCCGGCCAUUUGAUAAUUGGUGUCCAUUUAAUUAAUUGCUGAGUCUCGCCGGUAUUUCCAUAUUUCUUUCUUCUUCUUCUCAGCGUAUGUGUUUUUUUGCUGUUCUGUCUUGCGUUCCGUUUGGCGUUCCCAGGUGAGUAUAGUUCAUCGUUCAAAAGUUGUGUAACGCAGUGCUUGCGUAGGAUAUUGGAAAUCCACAUUGUUGGUUUUCACAUCUAUUUUUCGACUAGUCGACAACAACAAUGGAACCCAUACUACCCAUCAUCAGUACGAUCGUCCUCAGCCCGGAAAGAAUGUGCCGCAUUUGCCUAACCACAAAGCAGACGGAAUCGCCGUUCGUCGACGUGUUGGAUCCGAGAUAUCCCCAUCUUGCUGGACUCGUCAAGCAAUUUUAUGGAGUGGAAAUUAAACACAAUGAUGUUCAUAGAGGCAAAUCUACUAAGCUAUGUGGAAGUUGCAGGAGCAAUAUAAAAAGAUGGCAAGACCUUGUCUUUAAUGCUCGAAAGUGUCAAUUUGUAGUGGAGUUUUUAGCUGAUAAGGUUGAAGAAAGUCAACAUAAUGUUUCAAAAAAAAGGAAGCAAACACAAUCAAAAACCAGGAAAAGAAAAGGAUCGCCAAUACUUGAAAUUCAAUUCCCAUCUAUAUCCAAUGACUUGAUUCAAUCGCCAACAGAAUCUAUUGAUUCUAUUCAACAGUCUACAUCAACAGAAAUUAUUCCAUUUCCACCAGCAUCAACAUCAACAGAAAUUAUUCCAUAUGUAUCAACGUCAACAGAAAUUAUUCCAUCAACAGAAGAUCCACAAUUGUGGCAUACAAUGGUAAAUGAAAUUACAGGUAAUUCAUUUCCAUCAGAAAUGUCCACAUCUCAAGCUUAUAAUGCAGAAUAUGCAGAAUAUUCUGUUUGUGUAUUUUGCAUUUACCAGUACAUUGAAAUAUCACGAAAUAUGUAUAAUAAAUAUAUAAAGUUAUGUCCAAAACAUUCGAAACCUUAUACUUGUUUAAUUGAUGAUUGCUACACCGUAUUUCCCAAUAAAGGGGUUUUUAUGGAACAUUAUAGUGCUCAUUUGAACAUCAGAAAUACAGAUAGUUUGUGUCGUAAAUGCAUGCUUGUCUUAACUUCUCCGAGUUCAACUACGUCAAAUCAUACUCACCAAACAUUAUCAGACUUCUUCAAGUGCUGUUCAGAAAAAUUUCCAACUAUGCAUAAGUUUGUUGUUCAUAAACUAAUGAAACAUGAUACAUUUGUGAUCUCAGCUCACAACCGAUCACCUAUUUCAAAUAAAUUAUAUCCAUUUGUUAUGUCUCCACCAAAAUGCAAAAUUGAACCGAUUGAUGCAAAAGAUGAUGUUCUUUUAACUACAACAGUAGUACAAAAUGAGGUAAAUGAAGGAGGAGAACGUGAAAGUAGUUAUAAGUGUAAAAUUUGUUCCUUACUUUGUUUUACUUUGAAUGAAUAUGUUGAACAUUGUAAGAGGAAACAUAAUAAACAAUUAACAUUAAAAGAAUCAGGAAUACAAUUAUGCCCUUUGUGUGAUAUAGAUUUUUUGUGCUAUAACUUUGUUGAACAUGUUGAAAAAUGCACAAAUACUAUGAAAGUUGGUGAUAAGAAAUUGAAUCAUUUUGGAUGUGUUUAUUGCAAAGUGGUUUUUACAAAGGUAUCUGCUAGUAUAUUUCGCAAACAUGUUCUAUUUUGCAGGACAUUUAAGGUAAAAUGUAUUAAUAACAUAGCUUAUAAGAGUUGUAUAAAUUGUAAUUUCCAAACUACUGAUGAUAAUUCAGCUGUAUCACAUGCAAACAAUGAGUGUAUAUACUUCCAAAUGAAAAUGAAAUUUGCAAUUGGUCCCGGUGAAAAACAGAAAGUUAUGGAUCGAAUGAAUCUUUUAGAAGAAUAUUCGAAAGAACUGGGGAAUAAAAAUUGCACAGACAAUGAAAUAAUACUUCCUAGUACUUCAAAAGUAAUAUGUGAUUCAAGGAGACGACGAAUGCUCAAAUGGUAUAACUAUUAUUGUUUUAAUUGCCAUAACGCUUUCUUUGAUAAACAUAUUUUUUAUUAUCAUUUGAAUGGGCCACAAUCUGUUUGCCGACCUUCUUCAUUAAUCUAUUGUACAAGAUGUGUAAAUGACUUUUAUUGUGAAAAAGAUUAUACUCUACAUUUGCCUAAUAUGCCUAAAGCAGCACCUUUGGUCUCAAUAAAACCCGAGAUAAAAUCAGAAGAGAUUGAUCCAAGUUAUUAUAUUGAAGAUAUUAUUAUGGAUAGCUCAGUAGUAUUUCCUAAUCAAAGUGAUGAUGAAGAUGAUGAUAUCAAAGUGUUUGAUAUGAAUGGCAUUAGACCUUUUCAAGAACAAACAAUUACAAUUAAUGAUAUAAGAAGUAAUGCUCAAUUUCAAGAACAAGAAGUUUCUAAUUAUGAUAAUACUGAUCAAGAAAUGGAGUUUAACUCCAACGAUGAGUAUAUGCAAUGUGUAGUUGAAGAGAAACCGGAUUUAAAUCAAAUAAUGAUAGAUAAUAAUAUACAAUAACAUGUGAAUAUCACAUAAAUUCCAUAAUGUUAAAACUAAAUGUAUAGUUUUACAUCAAUCUUUUUUACUUACAUAUAAAUUCCAAUAUUGUUAUUUAUAUUAAUUGUAUAAUUUCUGUAGCUCAUUUUAAACAAAUCCUAUAGCUAUUAACCUAAAAAUUACCUAUUCCAUAUUAAUUAUUUUUCUGUCGAGAAGUAGGAAGUAUAUUUGUAGACCUAUAAUCAUGACUUAAAUUUUUAUAAUUAUUAUUUAAGUAAUAAUAAAGUUUAUUCAUUAUUUAAAAUUUACACUAGAAUACUUUUUACAUAUUUUAUUUAUAUACUUGGUUUUGUUUGUUGUUUUUAAUGUUAAAACCUUAACAUUAAUUUGAAAUACAUAAUUUCAUACUUAAAAUAGCAUGCAAUAAUAGCCAUUAAAAAGUAAAGUUCCAUUUUUAGUUACACUAUUCUUAGUUAAUCUAUUCUCGACUGAUUAGUUUUUAUAUAUAUAUAUGUAUAUGUAUAUAUUAAUUUUGUGUUAAAAAUAUAGCCUAAAUAUAUAUUAUUUUAUUGUCGUAUGUUGUUAUAAAAUACAGCAUUUAAAUGUAAUAUUUUUAUUAUUAUCAUUAUUAUUAUUUGAUUUGUACAUACUUGGAUAUCUAUUAAGUAAUAAUUUGAAAAAAUAUGUUAUAGUUAAUUCUGUUUAGGUUAUAAUUUUUUUUUAUAUACUUAUAAUAUGUAUGUAUUUUACUUAUUAUGUAUUUAUUGUAUUAAGACAAGUAUGACUGUGUUUAAUUUAACUUAGACAUUAUUUUAACUGAUUUGACCUUAUUUUUGAAGAUGUUUUUCUUUACUAUGUAUAUAUCAAGCUUUUACAUAUUGUAAUAAAUAAUAUAGUUUUUUCUCAAUUCACCAAAAGUAUCCCUUUAUACAUAUUUUUCUGACCAAAACUCGUUAAGUCAAUAUCCUCACUAAUUUACUGUCCAUAUUGUAAUUUAUGAUUCUGUAUAAAUGACAAUAGCAACAUAGCACUAUUGUUUAUCAACAGCCGUCAAAUGAUGUCAAACCAAUGAUUGAAUACAUAGCGUUAACUUGUGAUUGUCAUAUUGUAAUCCACAUUGUAGUCUCAUGCACGAAAGCGAUUCUAUCUUAAUCAGAAUAGACAAUAUGAAUGUUGAUUGUAACACUUUAAUUUACCUAAAAUGUCAUGAAGGUAAAUUAUAUUCGUUUUCUCUAGUU
Molecule: messenger RNA, 3895 nt
Organism: Aphis gossypii (cotton aphid)
Lineage: Eukaryota; Metazoa; Arthropoda; Insecta; Hemiptera; Aphididae
Exons: 3
Coding region: 402-2678 (758 amino acids)
Cellular component (GO): nucleus
Molecular function (GO): zinc ion binding
Source: RefSeq, a predicted model, not a curated record